This is a messenger RNA of Cygnus atratus (black swan), 814 nucleotides long. It is a transcript of the gene BCAS2, whose product is annotated as BCAS2 pre-mRNA processing factor. The record is from RefSeq and is a predicted model, not a curated record. Gene Ontology annotation, cellular component: precatalytic spliceosome; catalytic step 2 spliceosome; Prp19 complex. The transcript has 7 exons. Lineage: Eukaryota; Metazoa; Chordata; Aves; Anseriformes; Anatidae. Gene Ontology annotation, biological process: mRNA processing. Bases 55 to 735 code for a protein of 226 amino acids.
GAGGCGCGGGGUCGGCGCAGGCGCGGGACGGGGCCGGGCCGGGCCGGGCGGGCGAUGGCGGGGCCGGGGCUGGUGGCGGGCGACGUGGUGGUGGACGCGCUGCCCUACUUCGACCAGGGCUACGAAGCGCCGGGCGUCCGCGAGGCGGCUGCGGCGCUGGUGGAGGAGGAGACGCGGCGGUACCGGCCGACCAAGAACUACCUCAGCUACCUGCCGGCGCAGGACUACAGCGCCUUCGAGACCGAGAUCAUGAGGAACGAGUUCGAGCGCCUGGCGGCCCGGCAGCCCCUGGAGCUGCUCAGCAUGAAGAGGUACGAGCUGCCGGCCCCGUCCUCCGGCCAGAAGAACGACAUCACGGCGUGGCAGGAGUGCGUUAACAACUCCAUGGCGCAGCUGGAGCACCAGGCCGUCCGCAUCGAGAACCUGGAGUUAAUGUCUCAGCACGGCUGCAACGCUUGGAAGGUGUACAACGAGCAUCUGGUUCAUAUGAUAGAACAAGCCCAGAAAGAGCUUCAGAAGUUGAGGAAAAACAUUCAAGAUCUGAACUGGCAACGAAAGAAUAUGCAGCUAACAGCUGGGGCUAAGCUACGAGAAAUGGAAUCUACGUGGGUGUCUCUUGUCAGUAAAAACUAUGAGAUUGAACGAACGAUUGUGCAGCUGGAAAAUGAAAUUUCACAAAUCAAACAGCAGCAGGGGGAAGCAAACAAGGAGAACAUCCAGCAGCAGGACUUCUGACAGCUCGCUCCGCUCCAGGAGCCGCUUCCUCUUUCUGUAUUUCCCCUUCGGCCUCCAAUAAACGUUGUUCUCCCUCUGC